UCAAUACGUUCCGUUAAUUCUGAUAAUGCAAGCCAUUUUCUUUCGGUUUCCAUAUAUUCUAUGGAAACUAGGAAAGAAAAAAUUAGGUAUUUACUUUUCCGUAAAAUCCGGGAACACUUAUGACAAGAGCAAAACAAUCGGGAAAGUCUUGCUAUAUACCUGGAGCAAUGGAUUAGAAAGAGGAAAGUAAACAUUUUAUCAAUCGGGGCCUUUACAAUGUUUCAUUUGUUCGUUAAGGUGCUUUAUUUUAUAAAUAUAUCAACAAAUUUAGCGCUGUUAGAUCCUUUUCUAAAAGAAGAAAACCAGACCAGUUUUGGUUCUCAGGUGCUCGGAAAUAUACGUGAAAAUGAUGCACGCUUCUUUCAAACCUUUCCGGCUUUUCCUAGAGAAAUAAUGUGCGACUAUGAGAUACGUUAUCUGUCCAAUGUCCAAAGGUACACAGUACAGUGUGUCCUUCCAUUUAAUCCGUAUCUGGAACAGAUCAUGGCUGUCGUCUGGUGGUGGUUGAUCUUCCUUGUGGCUGCAACUGUAGCCGAUGGUCUCAUAUAUUCAUUUGGAGCUGUCCUGCCGUGUUUUAGGGUGUGGUUUGUAAAGUCAAAUUUGAUGCGUGUUGAACUUGGAAAUUUGAACCAAACAUUGACAGAACAGAACAUCAGCAGAUUCUCCAACAACAAGUUAGGAGAGGACGUCAUCGUAUUUCUAAAGCACAUUCAAGACCAUGAAAACGGAUGUGUGGUCAUGGAAACCGUUACAGAAUUAUGGAGGUUAUGCCAUGACGGCAGCUGGCAAUCCUCCCCAGUAAAUGUUUACUCCCCUCCACAUCCUGGAGGGGCAAUCGAGAUGUCCAAUCCAUCAGUCCCUACGUAUGGCCAACAUGGUGAAUAUCAGUGUGACCCUGAGAAGAACGAAGGUCAACGUCAGCAAUCUGCACCCAAUUUGUAUCCAAAAUACCCGAGCUGAACUUAAGAAAGCUACCAUAGCUAAACACAUGGGUGUUUUGAUAAAGCUUGAUUAUUUUGUACUAUCAAUCAUUAAAAAUGUCUUUGCUGUGUUCUAUGUAAUUUUAUGUUCUCUGGUCUGUCAAUUCAUAUUCUGUAUCUUUCUGUUGAUUACUGGGGUGUGUUUAUUGUACUCAUUAUAGUCAAAAUUCAUAAUUGUUCAAUUUUAUGUACAUAUUGCUGUUUGUAAUUGCUUCGUCUAUUUGCAUUAAGAUGAAUAAAGAUAGACCUAUUAUCAAAUAAAAAUUAUGACCAGAAUGUUAGUAUCGUAAUUGAAUGAAUUUAACUUAUUCCUACAUAAGAUCUGUUACUUCAAAAAUGAAUAUCUCACAAAACCAGCUUAC
This is a messenger RNA of Magallana angulata, 1342 nucleotides long. Its product is annotated as innexin-11-like. The record is from RefSeq and is a predicted model, not a curated record. Gene Ontology annotation, molecular function: gap junction channel activity. The transcript is spliced from 2 exons. Gene Ontology annotation, cellular component: plasma membrane; gap junction. Lineage: Eukaryota; Metazoa; Mollusca; Bivalvia; Ostreida; Ostreidae. The coding region runs from base 217 to 960 and encodes 247 amino acids.